Molecule: messenger RNA, 2554 nt
Organism: Callorhinchus milii (elephant shark)
Lineage: Eukaryota; Metazoa; Chordata; Chondrichthyes; Chimaeriformes; Callorhinchidae
Product: phosphodiesterase 6B, cGMP-specific, rod, beta
Exons: 21
Coding region: 1-2523 (840 amino acids)
Biological process (GO): signal transduction
Molecular function (GO): 3',5'-cyclic-nucleotide phosphodiesterase activity; protein binding
Source: RefSeq, a predicted model, not a curated record
AUGAGCGGGUUGAGCAAGGAAGAUGUGCAAAAGUUCCUGGACACCAAUCCUGCAUUUGCCAAGCAGUACUUUGACAAGAAGAUCCAACCACAAGCAAUUGCUAAAGAAUUGUCCAGAGCCCAGCCUCCUGCCAAAUCCAUGAAUUUUAAGGAGCUCAGUCAGGUGGAAGAGAGCGAGAUUCUCUUUGAUCUCAUCCAAGACAUGCAUGAAAAUGUAAGCAUGGAGAAAGUGGUAUUUAAAACUUUGCAAAGGAUCAGCUUCCUGAUCCACGCAGACCGAAUGAGUCUGUUCAUGUACAGACAGAGGAAUGGCAUAGCAGAGAUAGCCACCAGGCUCUACGAUGUCAACAAGGAUGCAGAUUUUGAAAGCUGUUUGGUGCCACCGGAAUGUGAGAUUGUUUUCCCCCUGGAUCUUGGCAUUGUAGGAAAUGUGGCCCAAACUAAGAAAAACGUCAAUAUCCACAAUGUAAAUGAGUGCAGCUUCUUCAGUAGUUUUUCCGAUCAAUUGACUGACUACACUACAAGAAAUUUAUUGGCCAGCCCCAUAAUGAACGGCAAAGACGUUGUUGCUGUGAUCAUGGCCGUAAAUAAAAUAGAUGGUCCUUAUUUUAAUGAAGAAGAUGAAGAUCUUUUUUUGAAAUACCUCAACUUUGCCACCUUGAACCUCAAAAUUUUUCAUCUGACCUAUCUUCAUAGCUGUGAAACGCGAAGGGGCCAGGUUCUCCUAUGGUCAGCCAACAAAGUAUUUGAGGAAUUGACAGACAUUGAGCGACAGUUUCACAAGGCCCUAUACACAGUGAGAGCCUAUCUGAACUGUGAAAGAUACUCAGUAGGACUUCUAGAUAUGACUAAGGAAAAGGAAUUUUUUGACCUGUGGCCUGAGCAGAUGGGGGAGGUGCCCCCUUACCAAGGUCCAAGAACACCUGAUGGCAGAGAAAUAAGCUUUUACAAAAUCAUUGACUACAUUCUGCACGGGAAAGAAGAAAUCAAAGUCAUUCCGACCCCUCCUGCUGACCACUGGGCCCUAAGCAGUGGCCUACCUACCUAUGUUGCAGAAAGUGGUUUUAUCUGCAACAUCAUGAAUGCAGCAGUCGAUGAAAUGUUUCAAUUUCAGAAAGAAUCAUUUGAUGAGACAGGGUGGGUUAUCAAAAAUGUCCUCUCGAUGCCAAUAGUAAACAAGAAGGAAGAAAUUGUUGGAAUAGCUACAUUUUACAACAGGAAGGAUGGCAAACCAUUUGAUGAAAUGGACGAAGUCCUCAUGGAAUCCUUGACGCAGUUCCUCGGCUGGUCUGUUCUCAACACAGAUACGUACGAUAAAAUGAACAAACUGGAAUUCCGGAAAGACAUUGCGCAAGGAAUGGUGCUGUACCAUGUGAAGUGCAGCAAUAAAGAAAUUCAGAACAUAUUGCCAACGAGAGAAGUUUUCAAAAAGGAACCGCAUGAAUGUGACGAAGAUGAGCUACAAGAAUUACUGGAUCAAGCGCUCCCGGAUCCUAAGGAAUUUGAAAUCUAUGAAUUCAGAUUCAGUGAUUUGGAACGCACAGAGCUGGAACUUGUGAGGUGUGGCAUUAGGAUGUAUUACGAGAUAAAAGUUGUGAACAAAUUCCACAUUCCUCGAGAGGUAUUAGUGCGCUUUAUAUACAGUUUAAGUAAAGGAUACCGAAAAAUCACCUACCACAACUGGCGCCAUGGGUUCAACGUUGGACAGACCAUGUUCAGUCUUCUGAUGACUGGUAAACUGAAACGCUACUACACAGACUUGGAAGCACUCGCCAUGUUAACCGCAGCAUUUUGUCAUGAUCUCGAUCACAGAGGAACUAACAAUUUAUAUCAAUUGAAAUCCCAGCACCCACUGGCAAAACUUCAUGGAUCCUCGAUUCUGGAACGUCACCACUUGGAGUUCAGCAAGACCUUGCUUGAAGAUGAGGAUUUGAACAUCUACCAGAAUUUGAACAGGAGGCAGUAUGAAAAUUGCAUUCACUUGAUGGAUAUUGCAAUCAUUGCUACAGACUUGGCCCUCUACUUUAAAAAGAGGACAAUGUUUCAAAAGAUUGUUGACCUCUCCGAAACUUAUGAAGAUGAAGCAAAAUGGGUGGAUUUCCUGUCGCUGGAGACAACCAGGAAAGAAAUUCUCAUGGCCAUGAUGAUGACGGCGUGUGAUUUGUCUGCCAUCACUAAACCCUGGGAGGUUCAGAGUAAGGUGGCACUCUUAGUAGCGGCUGAAUUCUGGGAACAGGGUGACUUGGAAAGGACUGUAUUGGAACAGCAGCCUAUUCCUAUGAUGGACAGGAAUAAAUCCGCUGAACUGCCUAAGCUUCAAUGUGGUUUCAUCGACUUUGUGUGCACAUUUGUGUACAAGGAAUUCUCACGCUUUCACAGUUCUAUCCAGCCGAUGCUCGAUGGUAUUCUCAACAACAAGAAGGAAUGGAAGGCUCUUGCCGAUGAAUAUGAGGCCAAAGUAAAGACUGCAGAGGAGGCCAAGCAGAAAGCAGCAGGAGCAUCAGGAGCCAAGAAAGCUGGUUAAUAAAGCAUAGCUCAAAUAUGUGAUAUUUGAA